UGGAACUAUCUUCUUCUUCUUCUUCUUCCCAAAUUUCAAACAUAUAAUGCUCUUUUCUGCAUCUUCUCUCUCAUCAUCGUCAUCUUGCUCCAAGGUAAUUCUCCCCCAUCUCCUUAAAUUCAUCUCGUCCUUCAAUUCCUUUGCAUUUUCAUCAUAUUCUACAUCAUCACUUGAUCAAAUAAUAACAUCACUUCAACAAAAAGACCAUAAUCACCUCCACUUGUUAAACCAUUCUUUUAUCUCUAAUUUGAAACCCCAUCAAGUCGAGCCUAUUCUUUUUGGUCUACGUGCAAAACCCGCUUUGGCAAUUAGGUUCUUUGAGUGGUCUGAGCGUAAUCUAGGGUUCCAUAAUCUUAAGCUUGAAUCUUUCUGUGGGCUUAUUCAUUUGCUGCUAGAAAAGCGAAUGUUCGAUGAUGCCCGGAAGGUGUUUGAUAAAAUGACCGAAAGGUUUGGGGAUUUUGAUUGUUUUGAUUCUUUUCACGUUGGUCUUGGGAAUUAUCAUUCGAAUGCUAGUACCGUUUACAGCUUCUUGAUCGAUAAUUAUUGUCGAAUUGGGAUGAUUGAUCAGGUGGUUGGGGUGUUCUUUAGGAUGUCAAGAACUAAUAUUUCUAUCUCACCAUAUGCACUGAUGAGAAUGUUGAGUUGUUUAGUUGAUUUGAAGAGGAUUGAUGUCAUGAUCAAUGUGUACCAUGAAAUAGGUAAUGAUCCUAAAGAAAACAAGGAUUUGUGUUCGAAUAUAUAUGGGUAUGUAAUGGGUGGUUUCUUCAAGAAAGGUGAGGCAAGUUUCGGGUUUGAGUUCCAUAGAGCUGUUAUUGAAAGAGGGCUUGCGCCUAAUGUAGUUACUUGUAAUAAGAUCAUGAAGGGUCUUUGCAAUGACAAGUGUUCAGAUAUCGCACAUGGCUUCUUAUCUUUGAUGAUAGAGGUAGGUCCAAUCCCGACGGUGGUAACAUUUAGCACGUUAAUCAAAGCAUAUUGCAAGGAAAGAAAACUGGAAGAAGCCUUUCAACUUUAUGAUCUGAUGCUGGUAAUAGGAAUUGCUCCUGAUCUAGUUAUAUAUAGUAUUUUGGUUCACGGUCUUUUUCAGGCUGGCAAGCUAGAGGAAGGGCAUCAAGUAAUCAUGGUUGCAUUAGAUAAAGGCAUCAUUUUGGAUGUGGUGGUUCUUAGUUCUAUGGUAGAUGCAUAUGUAAAACAGGGAAAUCUAGAAAAGGGUUUUGAAGUAUACAGAAAGAUGCUUAAGGGAGGGAUAAAGCCGAGCAUAGUUACAUAUGGCAUACUUAUAAACGGGUUUUGUCAAAAAGGGAGGGUUCAUGAGGCUAUCGGCAUCUUUGGUCAAGUUCUGAAACAGGGUCUCAAGCCAUCGGUCCUAGUUUAUAGCAGUCUUAUUGAUGGCAUUUGCAAAUCUGGGAGUUUAAGAUAUGGGUUCCGGUUAUAUGAUGAAAUGGUAACUUAUGGUCAUACUCCAGAUGCAGCGGUUUAUAGUGUGCUUAUAAAUGGUCUUACGGAACAAGGUAAGAUGGAUGAUGCUAUUCGAUUCUUUUAUCAGUCCUUAAACAGUGAUGUACGACCUAGUAUAGUUGCUUACAACACUUUGAUUGAUGGUUUAUGUAAAUUGAAGCUAAUGAAGGAUGCUGUGAAGUUAUACAUUCAGAUGGGUACAUAUGGAUUAGAACCCGACAUAGUUACUUACACGAUACUGAUCAAAGCAAUCAUUGAAACAAGAAGGUUACCCGCAGCUUUGAUUUUGUUCUUUCGAGCCUUGAAGAAGGGUUUCUUUCCGGAUUGUGUUACAUAUUGCACCCUUAUAGACGGAUUUUGUAAAGAAAAGAAUGUUACCAUCGGGUUAUGGUUUCUUGAACUCAUGCUUGAAAACGGAGUACAGCCUGAUAUUGACAUCCACAAUGUUCUGAUAAACGCUUUUCUCAGAAACGGUCAAUUAGAAAAGGCGUUGGAGCUUUUCAGGCACGUUCAGAAGUAUGGACCUGAACCUGAUAUUGUGACCUACAACACGAUGAUCAGCGGCUACUGUUCUUUAAAAAAGUUGAACGAAGCCGUUCAACUUUACAAAGAGGCGCAUCUCCAGCAAAAGCAACCAAACGCCAUCACUCACACGAUCUUGAUUGAUGCAUACUGCAAAGAAGGUAAAGUAGAAGAUGCAAUGGCGAUAUUCUCACUUAUGUUAGAAAAAGGUUUAGAACCAAGUGUGGUUACUUACAGUAGUCUAAUUGACGGCCAUUUUAAGACUUGGAAAAUGAAAAGUGGUCUCGAGUUACAUGAAAAGAUGGUGAGGAACGAAUUAGGCCCAAAUAUUGUGAGCUACAGUAUCCUGAUGGAUGGUCUCUGCAAAAGGGGAUUAAUGGAGGAAGCAUCAAUGGUGUUCUGGGAUGUUUUAGGAAGGAAUUUGUUGCCUGAUGUGAUUACUUAUGGGAUUAUGAUUCAUGGUUACUGUAAGGUUGGACGAUUAGGCGAUGCCAUGGUGUUGUAUGGCCGAAUGGUUAAAGAUGGUAUUAUUCCUGAUAAAUUUUUACGAACAAUCCUUGCAGAGUAUGGUGUUGCAGAGGAUUAAGGUAUGGGCUUAUUCAUCUAUGAAUAUAAUGGUUUUUUUGUUUGUUUGUUGUACUUUGUAAAUUAGUGGUUCUUUAAGUUAGGGAACCAUACUGUGAAAAUGUACCAUAUACUGUGACACAUUCUAUACAUUCACAUGUCAUUAUGAACAAUUCCCGGAUCCAAGCUGUAAUUAUGAUCGAUCAAGGUGAAGUCAAAACACCCCAAAAACACUUUUGCAUUCAUAAAAGAAUGUUGGACCGAAACACCCAAAAACUGACUGUUUCUUGACCGUUAAAAGGGGCAAAAUG
This is a messenger RNA of Cynara cardunculus var. scolymus (artichoke), 2852 nucleotides long. RefSeq names its product putative pentatricopeptide repeat-containing protein At1g31840. Lineage: Eukaryota; Viridiplantae; Streptophyta; Magnoliopsida; Asterales; Asteraceae. Bases 47 to 2563 code for a protein of 838 amino acids. The record is from RefSeq and is a predicted model, not a curated record. Gene Ontology annotation, molecular function: protein binding. The transcript has a single exon.